AUCACACUCCUGGCACUAUCUAAACAAUAUGUCCGUGAGUUAAUGUAUCACGUACUGGCGUAUCGAUGUAACAUGUUGGGAGAAAGCUUCUUGUGUCUGUAUUUUCACCGUCGGAAUUAAGGAACAAGUAAAUGAGCCGGGAAAUAUAUAUCUUGAUCUAUACCAGUCUUAUAUCCACUGUGGUCUCUUCAAAUCCUCAAAAUCUCCCAAAGAACAGUACCCCAUUUUAUUAAACAGCUGUAUCCAAUACACUUGGCAUCAAAAUGACGGCUACAACAUAUGAUUUCAAUGAAAAUACCGAGGCAUUGGAAGUCGCCAAGGCCUUUGCUGAAAGGAUACAUGGGAAGACCAUAAUCGUAACGGGCGCAAAUCUCAAGGGUAUUGGGUAUACGACUGCGCAAGCGUUUGCCUCUCAGUCUCCGGCCCAUCUCAUCCUCGCCGGCCGCACUCCCGCCAAACUCCAAGAGACUAUCACUGCGCUCAAGUCAGAAUUUCCCGAUGUCGACUACCGCGCUCUUAAACUCGACCUCUCUACACAAAGGACUGUCCGAGCUGCUGCAGCCGAGCUUCUAUCCUGGUCCGACGUGCCUACUGUCGACAUCGUCGUCAACAGCGCUGCCAUUAUGAAUCUACCCGAGCGAAUCCUCAACGAAGAUGGGAUUGAGAUGCAAUUCGGGACCAACUACGUCGGGCACUUUUUGUUUUCUUGCCUGAUCAUGCCGAAACUCAUCAAGGCCGCUCAGAGUAAUCCGAAGGGAGCUACGCGUAUCGUUAACGUGGUCUCCUUGAGCCCGACCAUGGCUAGGAUGCGGUGGUCGGACGUCAACCAACAGAAAAGAAACAAAGACCUGCCCGAGGACGAACAGCCUUUCUAUGAAAGACAUAGGGAAUGGGGCGAAGUUAACCCGGAAGAGAAGUCGUACCUGCCCCUCGAAGGCUACAACCAGAGCAAGGUGGCUCUGGUACUUUUCAGUAUCGCAAUAAGCAAGAAACUGUAUGAAAAGUACGGGAUCUUGAGUUUCGCUCCACACCCAGGGAUCAUCAACACCGAGCUCGGCAGAGAUACCCCGGAAUACGUGUUGGAAGCAGUUGGUAACAUGAAAAAGCGAGGGCUCUUCACUAUGAAGACGGCUGGCCAGGGCUCAGCGACAAGCCUUGUCAGUGCUUUGGAUCCGAAAUUGGGUAUGCCCGAGGAUAAGGAUGGAAAGGAGAAUUAUGGAGCAUACCUCAUUGAUUGCCAAAUCUCUAAUCUUGCAACACCAUCUGCGUUGUCAAGCGAAGGAGCUGAGAGACUGUGGAAGAUGUCUGAGGAACUGGUUAAGGAGAAAUUUUCUUGGUGAAGACGCGGUAUCAUGAAGAUAUUCAAAUGAUAUGUCAUUGUAUAUAUGAAAGGUUUUGGACGCUCUUUCCCAGAAGUAUCUAUACAUUGUAGUGGCACCUGCCAAGUUUACCUAAGGAGCACUCCUUGUCCCUGUCCUUGGGGAAAUCCUGAAUCCGUAAAAAGAUAACGGGUUUUCCUUGUCAAACUCAUCCGCCAACUCGAUUGCGUUUUGGGUCAAUAGUUCUCGUGGGUACCACGUGUCGUACUUG
Molecule: messenger RNA, 1590 nt
Organism: Annulohypoxylon truncatum
Lineage: Eukaryota; Fungi; Ascomycota; Sordariomycetes; Xylariales; Hypoxylaceae
Product: putative short-chain dehydrogenase
Exons: 4
Coding region: 264-1340 (358 amino acids)
Molecular function (GO): oxidoreductase activity
Source: RefSeq, a predicted model, not a curated record